GAACUAAACUGGUUUACUCCACAGACUCCACUGUUAUGAUCACAGUGGAUCACAGUAUGGCAUGUAUCGCGAUAUGAGUAACAAUGUCCUAUCAGGAGGCCGGGUUUUCUACAAUGUACGAUCGCCAGGACGAUUAUGAUCUCGAUGAAGAUAAUGAGGAGUUUAUGGAGGAGGAUAGGGAUGCCGAGGAGCAAGAUGAAAGCGAUGAAGAUACCGAGGAGGCGAGUGAAACCGACAUGGGGAAGUCUGAAGAAUAUACAGAAAUCAAAGAACAUAUUCAACCUUUUAGGAUAUAUCAGGAUAAAUUAGCCAGCUUGAAAAAGCAGCUGCAGCAAUUAACAGAGGGCACACAUCCAGAGUACAAUCGUAAAGUAAAACGAUUGGAAGCGCAAUAUAGAGAACGACUGAGACUGAAUCAAAUUUAUCGCGAUUACUUGACGGAAUGGGUGGAACGAGAUUACAUAUUGGAGAAGAAAGCAGCUGCGAAAGAGUUUGAAGAGAAAAAGAUUGAUCUUAAGGAAAAUCUACUUACUGAUAUGGAGGAAAAGCGAAAAAUGAUUGAGUCAGAUCGUCACACAAUGGAACUCACUGGCGAUUCUAUGGAGGUAAAACCGGUAAUGACGAGAAAAUUACGCAGACGUCCCAAUGAUCCAGUACCUGAAAAAGUAGAGAAGCGACGAAAACCACCUCCUGCACAAUUAAAUUAUGUGUUGGACGACAAAGACAUUGAACUAGACUUAAAAGCGAUCAAUCGUGCAAAAGCGCCGACCACCAUUCGCAAGCCAGUAGUUUUACCACAUUUCAAUGCGGUAAAUAUUCCGUCACAACAUAUAUCACAACCGCCUGAAACACCACUAGUGGAAACUCGGAUAGAGGACGGGAAAUUAUUAUAUGAGCGAAGAUGGUUCCAUCGUGGUCAACCUGUCUAUGUCGAAGGCAAGGAUCUUAAUAGAUUCGCUGCGAACAUUUCCGCAAUUGGCACCGAAGCGAUCUGGGUGAAAAAGGUAUCGGACAGCAGCAAAGUACGGAUUUAUACAUCACAGUUGAGUCGUGGAAAGAUCUCUAUCAAACGACGGGCCUCCUAAUUAACUCCUUUAUUAUUCUUGUCAUUUAUUAUCAGACUUGCGAUGUAUCGCACCUAUUGUUUCUAGUUAAAAUGGUAUUUCCCAGCAUUAAAUCAACGAUUUUUACGCUACUGGUUUUCUGCCACCAGUAAAACCAUGCUUUUUGAUGAUAUUGUAGCGCCAUGUAAAUCCAGAUGAAGAAUGAUAGGAUUAAUAGUGCCAUCAUUGACAGCAAGGAAUAGGUGGUCCAUCGUGCUGGUGGAAAAUUGUCGUAAUUAUUCCUAGCAUAAAAAUCAGCAGCCACUACACAGAUGUAAGAACACGCGAUGGUCACUGGGGUGACUAAAAGACAUCUCAAUAGAUCUGCCUUUACAUUACGAACGUAUAUCUGAUGCUCAUUCUGAUUCAGGCACAACCAAACUCCGAUAGACCGAAGAACUUUGUAACGAGGCGUUCGUUCCAUCCGGAACUCGUGACCACACAAUUCACAAUUAUUCCUAUUGCUCUCUUCUAACCAUCGUUCCAAACAUUUUAGAUGGAUGGCGCCCAUCGUUCCCUAAGUCCAAUUAUCAUUAUUGUAAUUGUGUAAUUAUUGAUAUGAAAUUCUUUUCAAAUAUAUUUGAAGAAUAUAUUUGAGU
Solenopsis invicta (red fire ant) is the source of this 1702-nucleotide messenger RNA. RefSeq names its product sin3 histone deacetylase corepressor complex component SDS3. Gene Ontology annotation, biological process: negative regulation of transcription by RNA polymerase II. The coding region runs from base 84 to 1085 and encodes 333 amino acids. NCBI's taxonomy places the organism in Eukaryota, Metazoa, Arthropoda, Insecta, Hymenoptera, Formicidae. The transcript has 8 exons. The record is from RefSeq and is a predicted model, not a curated record. Gene Ontology annotation, cellular component: Sin3-type complex. Gene Ontology annotation, molecular function: histone deacetylase binding.